Messenger RNA from Rotaria sp. Silwood2, 1365 nucleotides. The record is from the annotation of a GenBank genome assembly. NCBI's taxonomy places the organism in Eukaryota, Metazoa, Rotifera, Eurotatoria, Philodinida, Philodinidae.
AUGGCCAGUGAACGAUUGAAAAAAUAUUUCGACUUUUCUUCAAUUGAAAAGAACCGAAUUAGUGAUCAUUGUAAAUUAUGUGAUCAACAUUACAAAGAUAAAAAUGGAAUUUUCAGUAAUUUCUUAAAACAUUUGAAACGAAAACAUUUGUCGGAAUAUAAAUUAAUAUUUGUCAAACAAGAUGAAGGUUUUUCAGAAGAAGGAAUUAUUGAAGGUGACGGUCAAGCAACAACAGAACCAUCAACAAACAAACAAAAACAAAAUCGAAUUAAUACAGCUAUUGUGGAAAAUAAUUCGUUUCGUGAUUUUAUAAAAGAAUGUAACAUAAAAUGGAAUCCAGUAUCGACUAAACAUUUAAAACACGAUACAAUUGCUCGAUUUACAGAAAAAGUAAACAAAACCAUUCAUGAAACAUUAGAUGCUACUGAUUACUUAACAUUGACUGUUGAUGGAUGGUCGGAUAGGAGAUGCAGAUCGUUUUUGGGUAUAACAUGUCAUUUCAUUAAUUUCAAAAUGCAACCAGAAUCAUAUUUAAUUGAUUUUGUUCGUUUAAAAUCUCCUCAUACCGGCGAAAAUAUUCAUCAAACAACUGAAGGUAUUCUUGAUCGUUUUAACAUUAAAGAAAAGGUUUACAAAAUAGUCACUGAUAAUGCUUCAUCGAUGAUAAAGGCUUACAAAUUUGGUUUAACUGCUGAUGACGAAAUUAAUGAUAAUGAUCGUGGAAUGAAUUUAAUGUCAAACGCAAACACUAUGUUGAACGAAUAUGAUGAGGAUAUCGACAUUAAUAGUCUUCAGUUUAUAGAUAUUCAACAUAAUGAGGAUGAUGUUAUUGGUUAUGACGAUUGCCCUGAUGUACGUCUAUCGUGCUUCGCACACACUUUACAAUUAAGUAUUCGUGAUGGAUUAAAAAAUGCUCCCUAUGUACCUAAAUUACUUGGAAAAUGUCAAGCAUUAGCUAAAUUUUCACAUAAAUCGUCCAAAAUGGCCGACCUGCUCGACCAAUUGAAUAAAAACAUUAACAAAAUGAACUUAACUAGGUGGAACAGUGAAUAUUUCUUAAUAAAAUCCAUCUAUUCCAUCAGCAAAAAUGAACUUGAAUUACUUACAUCGAUAAUGGAUAAUCCGGUUAAAUUUUCUAAUAAUGAUUUAAUUAUUUUAGAAGAAAUAAUUAAUAUUCUCGAACCAUUUUAUGAGAUUUCAAUCAAAUGUCAAGCAGAAAUAGCUGUUACAGUUAGUUUAGUUGUUCCAUCAAUUGUACAUUUAACAAGUCAUCUUCAUGAUAUUAAAGAAGAUAUUUCGUUCUGUUCAAAACUCAUCGGACAACUUCAAGAAUCACUUUUUUUGCAGUCAAAGCCUUUUUAUUAA